This is a messenger RNA of Gamsiella multidivaricata, 3717 nucleotides long. RefSeq lists its product as uncharacterized. NCBI's taxonomy places the organism in Eukaryota, Fungi, Mortierellomycota, Mortierellomycetes, Mortierellales, Mortierellaceae. Gene Ontology annotation, biological process: copper ion homeostasis; monoatomic cation transport. Gene Ontology annotation, molecular function: P-type divalent copper transporter activity; copper ion binding; ATP hydrolysis activity. The transcript has 2 exons. The coding region runs from base 213 to 3623 and encodes 1136 amino acids. The record is from RefSeq and is a predicted model, not a curated record. Gene Ontology annotation, cellular component: membrane.
CUCCCACUCUCCCACUCUCCCACUCUCUCCUCUCCUGCCCCCCUCUACUGUCCUGUAUUCUUUUCUCACCUACAUCCCCACUGACCUUUCGCAUCAUUCGCAUCCGCCCUUAUUAAUCAACACCACUCAACCACUCAUUUGCUGACAAUACUCAUUGACAUCUAUCACGACACCUCGCACCCUUUAACAACAACCAUAACGACACCACAACCAUGGCUGCAGAGAACCAGCACCUGCUGCUGUUCGACGGCGCCAACGACUGGGACGAGUUUGAACAGCGAGUCGAGCAAUCCAUUGUCGCAGAGAAACAAGACCAACAGCCUGGCGCCAUCACCCUCCCUGUCGUUGGCAUGACCUGCAUGUCCUGCGUCAACGCUAUCACCUCCGUCCUCUCAUCUGCUCCGGGUAUCAACGACGUCCAGGUCUCGCUCAAACAGCACCAGGCCGUUGUCCAAUACGAUCCUGCCCUCGUCUCACCUGCGCAAAUCAAAGAGGCCAUCGAGGACUGUGGUUUUGACGUGCCCUUCGAUACCAACACUAUCUUCGCUGCCCACCCUAACGAAGGCGCCCUCCUGGAUGUCGCCCCCCUCAAUAAUAACAACGUCCAGUAUGCCCCCUCGCCCAAGACGCCCAUCCCCUCCUCCAAAAAAAGCAUCAACAACAAUAACAACAGCUCCUCUUCGCCAGCUUUGUCUUCGUCACACCCUCUUCAAGCGUCCCAUGCGACGUUAUCAAGAGCGAUCGAUCAAUCCUCUAAUCCAUCGAUCAAAACCGCCCAACUAUCGAUUCAGGGCAUGACCUGUGCCUCCUGUGUCGCAUCGAUCGAACGGUCCCUCAAGGGUGCGCCUGGCUUGAUUUCCAUCAAGGUCGCACUCCUGGCUGAGAGGGCGACCAUCGAAUACAUCGAAGGCGAGACCACUCCCCGGGAAAUUGCAGACAAGAUUGAUGAUAUCGGGUUCGAGGCUUCACCCAUUAUUGAACGGCGCAAGGAUACAGUCGACCUCCAAAUCUUUGGCAUGACCUGUGCCAGCUGCGUCAACUCCAUCGAGGGUGAACUUCGCAAGAUGCCAGGCAUCGUCUCGGCCUCCGUUAGCUUGACCCUCCAGGCCGCCAAGGUCGAGUACGACAAUGCAGUGCUCGGGGUCCGUGAUAUUGUGGAGAGGAUCGAAGACAUGGGAUUCGACGCUCUGCUGUCGGAGCGGUCUCAUAAUGCGCAGCUCGAGUCACUGGGGCGAACCAAGGAGAUCCAGGAAUGGCGACGAGCUCUGUUUACGAGUCUCGUAUUUGCAGUGCCGGUCUUUGUUAUCUCGAUGAUCUUGCCCAUGUUCGCCUGGGGUCAGUCCAUCUACAACCUUCCGGUCGUUUUCAAUUUGGUCGUCGGCGACGUCUUGGCCUGCAUGCUGACCAUCCCCGUGCAGUUUGGAGUCGGACGUCGGUUUAUGGUCAGCGCUUACAAGUCGAUCAAGCACGGCGUGGCGACGAUGGAUGUGUUGAUCUCGUUGGGUACAUUGUCGGCAUUUGCGUUCUCAAGUUUCUCGAUGCUCUACUCCAUGUUUGACCAGGCCCACAAGGCAUCCGUAUUCUUUGACACAUCCAGCAUGUUGAUCGCCUUUGUCACCUUCGGUCGAUAUCUCGAGAAUAUGGCCAAGGGCAAGACGUCGGUUGCGCUCUCGAAGCUCAUGUGUUUGACUCCCUCGACUUGCACUAUUUAUGUUCUGGAUCCCAAGACUGGCGAACGCGUGUCGGAGAAGCAGAUCCCAUCCGAACUGGUCCAGAAGGGCGAUUUAAUCAAGGUUUUGCCCGGAGACAAGAUCCCAACGGACGGUGUCGUUGUCAGCGGACAGUCGACUGUGGACGAGAGCAUGGUCACAGGAGAGGUGGAACCGAUCACCAAGACUGUGGGAUCGAACGUCAUUGGGGGCACCGUCAAUGGAUUAGGAACAAUCGACAUGGAGGCCGUGCGAGUUGGAGCCGAGACGGCGUUGGCUCAGAUUGUGCAGCUGGUCGAGGACGCUCAGACAUCUAAGGCACCCAUUCAGGCAUAUGCGGAUAUGGUCGCGGGAUAUUUCGUUCCUGCGGUCAUCUUCUUGGCUGUUUUGACGUUCGUGGUCUGGAUGGUGGUUUCGCAUACGGUCAUGCCCGACAACUUGCCUCGGAUGUUUUCGAUGGAGCCAUCCAAGUUUGUGGCGUGCUUGAAGCUAUGCAUCUCGGUUAUCGUGGUAGCUUGCCCCUGUGCUCUUGGUCUCUCGACACCAACAGCUGUUAUGGUCGGUACCGGAGUCGGCGCUCAACAGGGUAUUCUGAUCAAGAGCGGUAUCGCCUUGGAGGCUGCACACAGGAUUACGAAGGUUGUGUUCGACAAGACCGGAACACUGACCCUUGGAAAGCUGGAAGUCGCAAGUUGGAGCGUCCAGAAGCCGAUCGCUGCCAUCCCAUCCUCAGGAACAUCAUCAAGCUCAUCCUUGGACUCUCUGACUGAGAACGAUCUGUUUACGAUCAUUGGUACCGCUGAAUCAUCGUCGGAGCAUCCUCUGGGUCGCGCUAUCGCCCAUCAUGCCCAGAGCAAAUUGAAUGUGUCGACAUUCAAUGCGACGACCAAGGACUUUGCGUCGAGCACUGGUAAAGGAAUUGAGUGCACUGUGACACUGCCUUCGCCAUCUGCGCGGGACUACCGGGUCGUGAUCGGAAAUAAGUCGUGGCUGAACGAAUGCCAGAUCCACUUGCCUGCCAGCCUGGCUGCGGACCAACAGCAUCAGGAACGCGCCGGUCGUACGACGGUCCUUGUCGCCUUGAAUGGAAUCUUUGUCGGAUUCAUCUCGCUCUCAGAUACCAUCAAGCCUGAAGCCGCCAAGACUGUCGCCAAGCUGCAGCAAAUGGGCAUCCAGGUUGCCAUGGUUACAGGAGAUCAGCCUCUGGUUGCUCAGGUGAUCGCUGCCGAGUGUGGUAUUCAGGACGUCCAUGCGGGAGUCUCCCCUAACGGCAAGACCUCGAUUGUGACCAAGAUGCAGUCUCAGGGCCACCAUGUGGCCAUGAUCGGAGACGGUAUUAAUGAUUCACCUGCGUUGGCCCAGAGUGAUCUCGGUAUUGCGCUGGUCUCGGGAACGGAUAUUGCGAUGGAGGCUGCAGAUAUGGUGCUGAUGCGUGGGGAUCUGACGGAUGUGGUCGCAGCGAUCGAUCUGUGCCGGACGAUUUUCAAGAGGAUCCGGAUGAACUUUGCAUGGGCCUGCAUCUACAACGUCUUGGGAGUCCCCGUUGCGAUGGGCGUAUUCUUGCCAUGGGGUUACCAUCUCCACCCGAUGCUUGCAGGUCUCAUGAUGGCCUUCUCGAGCGUCAGUGUCGUAUUCUCUAGUUUGAUGCUCAAGCGCUGGAAGAAGCCUCGUGUCGUAGACGAAUCCGAGUUGGAACAGGAGCGCAAGAUUCGGGAACAGUUGAUGGAGAAGAAGCAGGCCAUGAUCCGUGAGCAUUGGAAGAUGAAGUUUGGCGGAAACUCGUCCACGGGCUCGGGUGUCGCUGCAAAGGCCGGUGAGUUCUUUGGAGCUGUCGUCGGUGGCACUACAAAUGGAUAUGUACCCGUGGGAUCGAUGGACGAGAUCGAGGAGGCCGAGAUGGAACGGUUUGUGUAGCUGCGGACCAUCAAAAUUGCUGCCAAUACUACACAUAUAGAACGAUACCUUGCAUCUAUGCUCACAACAACAACAACAACAACAACAACAACAA